Molecule: messenger RNA, 1395 nt
Organism: Opisthocomus hoazin
Lineage: Eukaryota; Metazoa; Chordata; Aves; Opisthocomiformes; Opisthocomidae
Source: RefSeq, a predicted model, not a curated record
AUGAACCUGGCAGCAGAUCUUCUGUGUGCGUUGGCGUGCCUCACCGCAGUGACCUGUGACCGGGUCUACGUCCACCCUUUCAAUUUGUUUUCUUUCAACAAGAGUACCUGCGAAGAGCUGGAAAGCCUGGUCCAGGAGGGAAAGAAAACAUUUGUCCCUGUCCCCAUUGACUCCCAAACCACACCUGUCUAUGAAGAUGACCUGAGGGACAAGGACAAGAUGGAAGCCCCGAGCCUGAGCGGCCGAGGCAGGCAGAAGCUGAGCUACCUGAAGGACUUUGUGUACGUCCUGGGCACACGGUUUUACAGCGAGCUGCGGGACAGGCGGCGGGGCCAAAACGUGAUCCUGUCCCCAACCAGUCUUUACGGCUCCUUGGUGUCUUUCUAUCUGGGUGCCUCGAACCAGACGGCAGCCGACCUGCAGCGUUUGCUGGGGUUUGUUCCCCCCUCCGGAGACCCCGACUGCACCUCCAGGGUGGACGGACACAAGGUCCUGUCCAGCCUGAGGACGAUCGAAAGCCUCGUCAAGAGCAAGGAGGAGGAGCUGCUCUUCUCCAAGACGCUCUGCCUGUUCUCUGCCCCCGGCGUGCCUCUGUCCCAACCCUUCGUGCAGGACUUGCUCCCCUCCGCUGAUGCUCUUUACGCCCGAGCUGUUGACUUUACAAACCCAAGUGAGGCAGCAAAGCAAAUAAACGCCUUCGUGGAGGCCAAAAGCAAGGGGCAAAGCAAAUGCUUCCUGACAGACAUCGACCCGGCCGCCGACCUGCUGUUUGUGGUGGACGUCGGCUUGGCAGCGAAGGUUAAGCAAGCCUCCCGGCUCAAAGAGCCUCAGGAGUUCUGGGUGGAUUCACACACGAAGGUCUUGGUCCCGAUGUUGUCAGUCACGGGGACAUUCAAGUACAAAACCGAUGCCAGUGGGACUUUCUCCGUGGUGGAAGUGCCCCUCAGCGAGACCGCGCUGCUGGUGCUGCUGCAGCCCGUCAACGGCAGCGACCUGGAGCACGUGGAGUCCGAGCUGUCCCUGCAGUCCCCGGCCUGGCUUCAGCAGCUGUCCCCAAGGAAAAUCAAAUUAACGCUGCCGGAGUUCACACUACGAGGCAGCUCUGAUCUACAGGAGCUUCUCGCAGACAUGGAACUGCCCGCGCUGCUGGGGAAGGGGGCAGAUCUCAGUAAAAUAAGCGACGCCAAUCUAAGCGUUGGAAAGGUAAUAAAUAACGCCUUCUUCCAACUGAGCGGUGAUGGAACAGAGCAGGCAGAAGGCCCCGCGGCGCAGAAGGGAGAUGUGGCGUUCCUGGAAGCGACGCUGAACAAGCCGUUCCUUUUAGCGGUUUUGGAAGAGAAGUCGAGGGCCAUGCUUUUGCUUGGCAGAGUAACAAACCCCCUGCUCGGGGUUUAA